GUUCCACUAUGCCCACUACUUGCUAGCAAGUUUAACGACGCCUGAUUGGAGAGGAUCUAAAAAACUAGGCAUGUGAACAGCUUUAACGGUGUAGCACUCGGUCUGAUGUAUCCCAAGUCUCCGCACGAAUGCAAACCGAGCGCUUCUAUCAUGCCAAGACUCUAUCUCGUCACCAUCCCCCCUAAGACGGUUACGACUUCUUUACACAACCACUUCUAAAUCAAAGUGUAAAUCGACCUUUUACUUCCUUAAUAUCUUUCUUUUCCUUUUCCUUCUUUCUUCCUUGCUCUUUUAGUACAAUUCAAAUAAACGUCAUCAUGGUUCUUGCAUCUCAUCCUAAUCCAGAAGCGCCGGUGCUGUCGCACUUCAGUCUCGCGGGCAAGACCGCCAUAAUCACUGGCGGGUGUCGAGGUAUUGGACUUGAAGUCGCGCGGGGACUGUGUGAAGCCGGCGCGAAGGUGGCGAUAACGUACUCGAGUACGCCGCCAGAGGAAGCCAACGAGAUCGCCGCGAAGAUAUCAUCUGCCAAUGACGGCCGCCUAGUGAAAGCGUACAAGUGCAACGUGCGCUCCGUUGCAGAUAUAGAGGCCACCGUAGACACGGUCAUCAAGGAGCUAGGUGAUGGUCGCCUGGACAUCAUGGUGGCGAACGCCGGCAUAUCUAAAAACAUGCCGGCGAUAGACUAUCCCGAAGACAAGUUCCGAGAGAUGUUCGACAUAAACGUCAACGGCGCAUUCUGGGCCGCGCAGGCCGCGGCGCAUGUGUUUGAGAAGCAGUCGAAGGCUGAUGGGGCGCCGUUUCGAGGUUCGAUCAUAUUUACCGCGUCAGUGUCGGCAACGCUUGUCAACAUUCCUCAAAAGCAGGCGGCCUAUAACUCGAGUAAAGCCGCGCUUGUGCAUCUCAGCAAGUCGUUGGCUGUGGAGUGGGUUGACUUUGCGAGAGUUAACAGUAUUUCACCGGGUUUCAUCGACACGGAAAUGCUUGAUGUUCACCCCCAAGAGUGGAGAAGUGUGUGGAACGAGAUGAUUCCUGGACGUAGAUUCUGCAAACCAGCCGAAUUAAAAGGGAUAUACGUUUUCGUAGCUAGCGACGCAAGUAGCUACAUGACUGGAGCGGACUUGAUUAUUGAUGGAGGAUAUACUUUACCAUAAAGUGGCUGAAGUCUAUCAUGUUAAGAGAGUGUAUAGGAGUAUACGUUGGUGAGGAUUAAUAUUUUAUGACUCAGAAUCUUAACGGGUUAUACGUGCCAUCCUAAAUUCUUUCCGGCUUUCUCUCCUAAUCAGACUACUUUUUUAGUCGAAGGCUCGUAGAAUGAUGAUCCGAUAGGUACACCACAUGAUAUACAUUUCGUAGUGAAAUCAUGUUUUCGAACUUUUGAAACCUAUGAACCAUAGCUCCUUUGACUAGAAACAAUUACAAGAUAAUUACAGUGAA
Molecule: messenger RNA, 1434 nt
Organism: Annulohypoxylon truncatum
Lineage: Eukaryota; Fungi; Ascomycota; Sordariomycetes; Xylariales; Hypoxylaceae
Product: NAD(P)-binding protein
Exons: 5
Coding region: 318-1151 (277 amino acids)
Cellular component (GO): intracellular anatomical structure
Molecular function (GO): oxidoreductase activity, acting on NAD(P)H, oxygen as acceptor
Source: RefSeq, a predicted model, not a curated record